CCUCCGCUGGAUCUAUCGGCUUACGCGCAUGAAAUAAUGUAUGCGGUCGUACGCAUUGAGAUUUUACAUUUUCGAAAAGCUCGAGCAGGGGAGAGUGGACUGGCGGGGAAAAAGCACUCGGAACUGAAAUGGGUGGCACAUAUCGCUCGACUUGAGAUAUUUACUCGGCUCCUGCCUUUCCGUUUGGAAAGUGCUAACCAGUGGUUCCCUGCAUGGCGUCCGUGGAUGAACAGACUCGGAUCAAGAGGAUUGCGUCCUCGAUCCGCGUCAUUCCCGACUUCCCUAAGCCUGGUGUUAUGUUUCAAGAUAUCACGACGCUGCUGCUGGAUCCCAAAGCGUUUAGGGAUACUGUGGAGUUGUUUGUGGAGAGGUACAGGGACAUGCGGAUCUCUGUUGUGGCUGGUGUUGAAGCUAGAGGGUUUAUCUUUGGCCCUCCCAUUGCUCUUUCGAUUGGAGCAAAAUUUGUACCUUUGAGGAAGCCAAAAAAGCUACCAGGUGAAGUAAUUUCAGAAGAAUAUUCUCUAGAAUAUGGUACAGAUACAAUGGAGAUGCAUGUUGGUGCUGUCCAAUUUAAUGAUCGUGUCCUUGUUAUUGAUGACCUUAUUGCAACUGGAGGGACCUUAUGUGCCGCAAUCAAGCUAAUUGAACGUGCAGGAGCAGAGGUGAUUGAGUGUGCUUGUGUUAUUGAGCUGCCAGAAUUAAAGGGUCGAGAAAGACUGGGAGACAGGCCGCUUUUUGUCCUCGUGAAAGGUUGAAAGGCGCCUAAAUUGCCAAAGUUUUAUCUGACUGUAACGUGGCAAUUUUCAGCUGUGGAUUCUGAAGGGUACCAACUGACAGCUAGUACUAAAACGAUAUUGUUAUUCUAUCAUUUUGGACAUCUUUAUAUUAAGUAUUUUCUGCUUAAUAGAACAAAAAUUGUUAAAUUAGUAGCUGUUUUUCUUUGUGCACCGGUUGAUCAACUCAUGAAUUAAUUAUGAAGCCUUGAGUUAGGGAAUGCAAAAUCAUUUGGAUAGAUUGCUGA
Molecule: messenger RNA, 1021 nt
Organism: Dendrobium catenatum
Lineage: Eukaryota; Viridiplantae; Streptophyta; Magnoliopsida; Asparagales; Orchidaceae
Product: adenine phosphoribosyltransferase 1
Exons: 7
Coding region: 213-755 (180 amino acids)
Biological process (GO): adenine salvage
Cellular component (GO): cytoplasm; cytosol
Molecular function (GO): adenine phosphoribosyltransferase activity
Source: RefSeq, a predicted model, not a curated record